This is a messenger RNA of Morus notabilis, 1809 nucleotides long. Its product is annotated as pentatricopeptide repeat-containing protein At3g29230. The coding region runs from base 85 to 1623 and encodes 512 amino acids. Gene Ontology annotation, biological process: RNA modification. The transcript has a single exon. Gene Ontology annotation, molecular function: protein binding; RNA binding. Lineage: Eukaryota; Viridiplantae; Streptophyta; Magnoliopsida; Rosales; Moraceae. The record is from RefSeq and is a predicted model, not a curated record.
UCCCUAUGGAUAAUCUCUUGGUUUUGUCUUUAGCCAAGUAAAAUCUCUCUCCUUUUCCCCAACUUCUUCUCCUCUAACUUACUGAUGGAUUUGGUCUUUUUUGAAAUGGCUCUUGUAACGUGCAAUUUCGCUUCCUUCUUACUCUCGCCCGACCAAAGAAGUUGGAACAAAUUAAUAAAGAAACAAGUACUCAUGGGAAAUGUACGGCAGGCAAUUCAAUCAUACAUAGACAUGCUAGACAGCGGUUUCUUUGCUGAUAAUUUCACGUUUCCCAUUCUUCUCAAAGCUUCUAACUUUUGUAGUGGGCUUCAACUCCAUGGCCAGUCAAUAAAAUCUGGUUUUUCCGAUCACGUUUACGUCCAAACCGCUCUCAUAAAGGUGUACUCUGAUUUCGGUCAAAACGACAAUGCUCGUAAAGUGUUUGACAAAAUGCCUCUGAAGGAUUCGGUAGCCUGGAACUCGAUGUUAGACGCGUAUGCCUCCAAUGGGCAAAUGGGCGUUGCAAUGGAACUGUUUGAUGCAAUGCCGGUUAAGGAUGUUUCGUCUUACAAUAUCGUCGUGUCGGGUUUUGCGGGGGAGAGAAGAAUUGAGUCUGCCAGAAAAGUGUUCGAUGAAAUGCCUGUGAGAGACGUCAUCUCGUGGAACUCGAUGAUAUUGGCCUGCGUCAAUGCUGGGGAUAUAGUUGAAGCGCAUGCAUUGUUUGAGGAAGCACCAUGGAGAAACGUCGUUACAUGGAACACGAUGAUAACGGGCUGUGUGCAUAAUCAACUUUACACUGAGGCCGUUCAUUUGUUCAAUAAAAUGAAGACUGGAAAUGCCGACCCGGAUUACCUAACAGUGACCACUGCUUUGUCUGCCUGCGCUCAUUUAAGGUCACUUGAAGCAGGCGUGAAGGUAGACGUUUACGCGCGAAAUCAUGGGCAGGCCGCUAGUCCCCACGUAGUUACAGCUUUAAUAGAUAUGUAUGCGAAGUGUGGAAGCAUACAGAACGCCUUAGAGGUGUUCUUCAAAUCCCAGGUUAAGGAUAUUUACUGUUGGAAUGCCAUGAUCUCCGGGCUGGCUCUUCAUGGCCAUGGAAAUUCAGCUCUGAAGCUGUUCGAUGAAAUGAGAGAGAGCGGUGUGAAGCCAGAUGACGUUACCUUUAUUGGCCUGCUUAGUGCAUGCAGUCAUGCAGGCCUGGUACAAGAGGGGUGUCAGCUAUUUGGUUCGAUGGAAAGGGAUUUCAAAAUCAGCCCAAAGAUAGAGCAUUACGGGUGCAUGGUUGAUCUUUUGAGCCGAGCCAAACUUCUCAACAGGGCAUUUCAAUUUGUCGAAACUAUGCCUUUUGAACCGGGGGAGUCCAUAUUGGGUGCUCUGCUUAGUGCUUGUGUGAUUCAUCAGGACCUUCACACUGGGGAGAAAGUGGUGAAGCUAAUAUGUAAAAAGGCUAACAAUCGCUUGAGUGAUGGAGAAUAUAUGAUGUUCUCUAACUUGUAUGCGUCUUGCAGUCAAUGGGAAGAGGCAAAUAAAUGGAGAAGCAUGAUGAAUGAUUCAGGCAUUGUUAAGACUGCUGGUUGCAGCACAAUAGAGGCUAAUGAGAAGUUCCACAAGUUUUUGGCUGGGGAGGUUGGUUUUGAGUUUUGACCAAAAAUAAGGAUCUGUUUGGUAAAGUUUUCUAGAAGUUGCUUUUGGCUUCAUGAGACUAAAAGUUGCUUCUACAAAUAUUUGGAUGAUAUGUCAUAAGUGCUUUGACUCUCUAGAAGAGCUUCCAAUCAAAGCUAUAAAAUUUGACUCCUUAAAAAAACUUUUAUGAAUAAACUUUUUAACCUA